AUGCCACCAAACGGAGAUGUGGAACUGUCCCAUCUGGAUCCCGUAGCGUGCACCCGCGUUUCCAAUCAUUCCUCUCAUUGCUCCUCUCCAGUUCCAUGCCCGUCAUCAGAUCCUCCUUCCACCGACUCUCAGCUCCCGGCAGCAGUAAAAAGAGGACUCUUCGUAUCCCACGCGCUUUCAACAUGGAACUCGAGAGUCUUCGAGUUCGGUGCUGUUCUAUAUCUCGCAUCAGUCUUUCCAAACACUCUAAUGCCAAUGUCAAUAUAUGCUUUGAUUCGCGGCAUCUCCGCUGUCGUUUUUUCUCCAAUGAUCGGCAGUUACAUUGACGCCACGAACCGGUUACAUGUUGUUCGCCUCUCUGUUGUCAUGCAGCGAUUAGUAGUCUCGGUGUCAUGCCUAGGGUUUUGGCUUCUGGUUACUAGGCGGUCGAUUCCACCGUUUUUGAAGAUUGGGCUUUUGGGGUUCCUUUCUGCGCUUGCUUGUGUGGAGAAGCUCUCGUCUAUCAUGAAUCUAGUUGCGGUAGAGAGAGACUGGGUUGUUGUCAUCUCUGAAGGCCACGAGCCUACCCUUAGAGAACUCAAUUCCCAAAUGCGGCGGAUUGACUUGAUUUGCAAACUUGCAGGUCCUUUCUUCAUCACCGCACUCGAUGCUAUAUCCACCGAGAUUGCAAUAUUAACGAACCUAGCUAUGAAUGCAGCUUCUGCACUCGUGGAAUACUACGCUAUUGCUAAGGUCUAUAACAUCACUCCAGCCCUUCAAGAAGCCAAAGAUGUCUCUAAUCCUUCCAUGGGAACCGAGGCAACCAGUCGCUGGAUCACCUUGCAACGGUGCAAAUCUGGCAUUCUUGCCGUGGCAAGACAGAUUAGCGCGUACCUUACCCAUAGAGCUAUCCUCCCCUCCUUCGCUGGCGCUCUGCUCUACUUUACUGUGCUCUCCUUCAACGGCCAGAUGGUCACAUAUCUCCUUGCGACUGGCUACAGCUCCCUCCACAUUGGCAUCAUGCGCACCAUCUCGGUUGCCUUUGAGCUAUCUGCAACUUGGCUGACACCACUCUUGAUGUCGAGAAUUGGUCCAAUCCGCACUGGAAUCUGGUUCCUUAACUGGCAGAUCACGUGCCUAGCUCUCGGGGUUUGCGUUUAUACAACAGCGUCAUCUCCACUUAUUUCGUCCACCGGUCUCGUAGGAGGCACGAUCCUUAGUCGUGUAGGCCUGUGGGGAUUCGAUCUUUCAUCACAGAUCAUCAUCCAAGAGGACGUCGAGGCAGACACUAGAGGGUCAUUCUCUACUCUCGAAGCGUCAGGGCAGAACUUCUUCGAGUUAUGCUCUUUUGCCACGACCAUCGUGUUCUCCCGCCCAGAUCAGUUCCAGUGGCCGGUUUUGAUGAGCUGUGCAGCGGUUUUUAUGGCUGGUGGACUAUACGCGACGUUUGUGAGGCAACGCAGGGGCCAUUUGAUACACUUUUCCAAGUGCAUGGAAUUGAAAGACAGGAGGAAGAGGCUAUCUGGAUUUAGAUACGCGAGGCUGUCGCAGGCAGAUGUUUAG
Messenger RNA from Mytilinidion resinicola, 1542 nucleotides. Its product is annotated as iron-regulated transporter. The coding region runs from base 1 to 1542 and encodes 513 amino acids. The transcript is spliced from 5 exons. The record is from RefSeq and is a predicted model, not a curated record. NCBI's taxonomy places the organism in Eukaryota, Fungi, Ascomycota, Dothideomycetes, Mytilinidiales, Mytilinidiaceae. Gene Ontology annotation, biological process: iron ion transmembrane transport. Gene Ontology annotation, molecular function: iron ion transmembrane transporter activity. Gene Ontology annotation, cellular component: membrane.